AUCACACAGCCAACAUAGUCCCUCCAAUCAAAUCACAAACAUCGAGCCUCAUCAACCAAACAAAAGCUGCUAUCGAUCAACUCAAGAAGACACGUGAUCGGCUCUUCAGCUCUGCCAUUGGUCCGUCGAGUGACAGUCAGUGUAUGAUACCGAGUAUGGACACGCCCCCAUACACGUGUAGAGAGUUUAUACAAUGGAAGUGCCAGAUGGUUCCAACAUUUAGCACGUACGAUCCAGUUAACAGAGUUAUUUCAGUUGAUUGUAAAGGGAUGUUUCGAGUCAAUCAGGUCGAUAGGGCGGAGUCCGAAUUCGCACUAUCACCGGACAACUUCAGACAACCGCCAUUUUGGGAAUACUUCGAAGGAGCGCAAAACAUCUCCAUGGAAACCGAAUAUGCCGACGUCGCCUGCAAAAAUAAGCUAUUUCAAGACGUUCACAAUUACCACACGCAGUUCAUCCCAAAACCCGGCGUUGAUUGGCUCCAAGGAAGUGCACUUAGGACUAUCCGCCUCAAAGAACCCCAGUGGAAACCGGUCUCUAUCCUUACCAUAGUUCUAGACUCAACUUCGAGGGCCCACUUUCACAGGAAGUGCGGACUGCCCAAGACUGCCGCCAUGCUGCGAAAGUAUUAUGACGGAAUGUCAUUAGGCUUGUCCCAUCAGUCAUUCAUGUUUAAUCGGUUCAAUGGAAUCAGCAGUGCAACGGUUCUCAACCUGACCCCUCUCUUCACCGGACAACUUUAUGAAAAUGUAGAUGCGGAGAAAGUCAGACAGAGAAUCUACGGAAAAGAGAUAUCAGAAUGGAUAUGGCAGUAUGCAGAGUCCAGAGGGUAUCUAACAAGCUAUGGUGUUGAUAACGGUAGCGGUAUGAUGGGUACUCGAACACAUUGUAAGGCUUGUUUAUACAGACCCCCUGUGCUGCCUCAUAUUGAGCAUGGAUGGAAACAGCGGGAGAAUGAACGGGUUUCCUACACCUCUUUGUCAGGCUUGUGUGAAGGCAACCACAUGAUACAUGAACAUAUUCUCAACUACACCAGGGACUUUUUACGUCAUCCUCAUCCUGCCAAGUGGGCUGCGCUGGACCUCAAUGCGGGUCACAGGAGAGAGAUGGAAUCAGUCAACCAAGUCGACAAUGAAUUAUCUAAAGUUCUACAGACGCUGCUUAAUGAGGAUAAAAAUCUUGUGGUGUUUUUGCUUGGUGAUCACGGCAAGCCCUUCCAGAAAGACCCAUCUCAUAUUGGAAGUCAUUAUGAGACACUCCUCCCUUUCUUGUCGGUUACCAUGCCAACAUGGAUGCUACAUCAGAGACCCGACGUCUUUCAUAACCUUGCCAUCAACCAGCAAAGAUAUAUUGCUCACGCAGACCUGCACACCAGCAUGAAAUCCCUCUUCCAUUUCCCAAACAUUGAGGGGGUAAAAGGUGCUAAAGGAGAGAAAGCAGUGAAUAUAUUUCAGAGCGAGAUUCCGGUCGAGAGAGGUUGCGAGCAGGCCAAUAUCCCGAUAUGGAGCUGUGUGUGCGGAACCAUGAAGAAACUUCCAGCCAAAGAAUGUAAUCAUUUUCACCAAGAAUUGGCAGAGCUUGGAGUAGCACAUAUAAAUAGUCUUCAUAGUCAGAGUCAGUUGAGUAAGGCAGACCCUAGUCUCUCUCUCAGACCCACAUCGUGUAUGGAUCUUAGUUUCAAGAGGCUGCUUCAUGUUUUCAUCAACGAAAAUGAAAAUAAGCCGCUCAACUCGACCCACCGGCGGAGCUAUCACAUGACUUUCCAGACCAUUGAACUGGAUACAAUCUGGGAUCUAGUCGUUGACAAUCAUUACAAUAUAAAACAGGUGAAACAAGUGAGUCUGUACCAGAGAUUUGACGUGUGCUGGGACAAACGAGUUCCUCUACCGUUCUGCGUUUGUGAUCUUAGCAAGAAAGCAGAAGACUUCAUCUGAGCUCAGACCUUGCCCAACGUAUCACUAUGACCUGCGAUUCUCCCAGAUCCAUCUUCAAAGGCAUACGAACCAGAAAUCUUAAUAAUAGCACCACCUCAAGUAGUCAACUACAUGCAUCUCCUAUAUGACUUGGUUCACUUCCCACAAUGCAACAUUCUCAACAAUGUAGGCUUAUUAUAUAGGCCCAGUUUAAUGAACUUCCAUAUACGGACAAAGACUUCCAUCCCAUUUCUCAAAUAAUCAUCAAAACAAUAAGUCUCUUAUUUCAAGCAAUAUAUAACAAUCUCACAGAUUCUAAAUUAAUGCUCUGUAAAACGGACAGAGGUUUAUUGUUACUCGUGUGCAAUUUCUUUAAAGGCCAAGUCCACCAAAACAAGUUUGAAAAUAACAGAAAAUCAUGCAAGCAUAGCAUUAAAAAAAAAUCACAUUUGACAGUAAAAUAGGAAAGUUAUGGCAUUUUUAAUGCAACUUAUUUUCACAUAGACUUAUAAACGUGAACAUGUACUGUAUAUGUAAUGUAAUUUAAUGUAACAAUGUAAUAUACAUCACAGUAGGAAUGCAAAUGAGGAAGCGGAAAAUCACUAUUUAUUUUGUAUUUAUUAAAUGUUAUAUCAAACAUUUAAAGUUUGUAGAUGCUAAAGAAGCUCUUUACAAAAACACAUAACUUUUCAAGUCCCAUGAGGAAUAGACUGACCAUGUUAUGCAAAUAAUUGGUGGAAAUUAAGUUGAAGUGUUUCAUGUGAUGUAAGGAAAUAGUGUGAGACAUAAUUGUGUGUGAUAUCAUUAGCCCCUUCAUUUGCAUAAUGUCCAUGAUAUGCAAGCCACUAUUUUUUUUUGAAAUAAAAAAAACUUUUAAAUGCUCUAACUUUCUUAUUUUUUAGGUAUAUCCACUUUUUAUAUUUUCACUGCUAUGCUUGUUUAAUUUUCUUAAUUCAACCAAAUGUUUGCUGGCAUAGACUUGAGCUUUAAUAAAGUGUAUAUAUAAAUUGAUAUACAUAAUGUAAAUUGAAAACGUCAGUAUAAGAUACUUUAUACAUAUAUAUAAUUACUGAUAUUAAAGACCUUAAAUACA
Molecule: messenger RNA, 3006 nt
Organism: Lytechinus pictus (painted urchin)
Lineage: Eukaryota; Metazoa; Echinodermata; Echinoidea; Temnopleuroida; Toxopneustidae
Exons: 13
Coding region: 144-1934 (596 amino acids)
Source: RefSeq, a predicted model, not a curated record